This is a messenger RNA of Sarcophilus harrisii (Tasmanian devil), 4803 nucleotides long. RefSeq names its product transcriptional regulating factor 1 (gene TRERF1). Gene Ontology annotation, cellular component: transcription regulator complex; histone deacetylase complex. The transcript is spliced from 19 exons. The coding region runs from base 823 to 4560 and encodes 1245 amino acids. Gene Ontology annotation, biological process: regulation of transcription by RNA polymerase II; negative regulation of DNA-templated transcription. Gene Ontology annotation, molecular function: transcription corepressor activity. The record is from RefSeq and is a predicted model, not a curated record. NCBI's taxonomy places the organism in Eukaryota, Metazoa, Chordata, Mammalia, Dasyuromorphia, Dasyuridae.
CUGAGUAGGGGGGGAAGGGGCCAUGCAUAUGGGGAGUAUGUUUCCUGGCGGAGCGAUAUUUGUUUACAGGAGGAGGGUUGUACUGUAAGUGAGUAGCGCUGAGAGAGGAGGCGGCUCUGUCAUAAAUUAAUAUUGAAAUUACUCCAUCAGUCCUGCACCCCCUUCCUCCCCCCCAACCCCCCCAGCCGAGACCGGUCUCCUGGUCGGAUUGCACACACAUGCACUUGUUGCAGAGCCAUCUAAGAUGCUACCUGGGCAGGAGUCUUAGAAGCUGAUCUGCAUAAUCCUCAACAGCCAUACCAGGCUCUUUCCCCCACCCUGUGAGCAGCAUGCAAACAGCAUGACGGGCCAUAGAAGUGACCAGAGCCAAAAACUUUACUCAGCCAAUUGCUGCCAAGGUCACGUGCUUUGCCCAUAGAAGAUGUUUAUUGAAUUGAAUUUGGCUGCAGAACAGAGCAAAGGGUUUCCUUCCCUGAGUCCAAACCAUGAUUUACCACUGUGACCCUUACUUCUAAGCCAAACUGACCAGAUAUUCAAGUCUUUUUUUGAGUGAAUUGCAUCUCAUUGACCAUUCAACCUUUGGCCUUUGCCCUGACCCUUGUGAAGACGUGAAGCCAUCUGCACUGGCCAUCGGUGUCGGGGGUCGACAAGGAGCCCCCAGCUCCCGCCAUGUAUAUGUACUCCUCAGCUGUCGAGUAGCUCCAGUGGAGACUCUCAGCCUAUCUCAGGGUUUCAUUCUUUUUUUCCCUUGUCCUUCUCUCCCUUCCUCCAUUUAUUUUUAAUGGUUCUGGUGCCUCUGUAUUUAGGACCAAGUAGGGAGCCAUGGGGGAUCAGCAGAUGUACAAAACUAAUCAUACCAUCCAUGGUAAUGAGAACCUUUAUUACCAACAGCCUCCACACAGUGCUCUCAGUGGGGGCAAUGGGAUCAACCACAGUUACGGGGGAACCGCGUCAGCAGGGGGGACCAUGGAGGCUUCCCAGGCCUCUCCCCUCUCUCCUCAUUUCCCCCAGGACUCUCGGGACAACUUGGGCUUGGCAGCUGGUCCCAAGAACCUUGGCCUGAUGGACAGCUCGAGACAGACGGGUUGGGGGGGCCACGCUGGACCCAACAACCACAUCCAGCUGCGUGGUAGUCUCUCUAACCCCAACAUGAUGUGGGGGGCAUCUGCUCAGGUGGAACCUACUGAAGCUUACUCAUAUGCCUACCCUCAGUCCAGUGAUAUUCGGGCCCAGAAAAUCACCAGCGGGGUCCUCCACAAGUUAGACUCUUUCACCCAGGUGUUUGCCAACCAGAACCUGAGGAUCCAGGUCAACAACAUGGCCCAGGUGCUACACAGCCAGUCCUCUGUGGAUGGCCCCAGUGACAGUGCCCUCCGCCAGUUACUGUCCCAGAAGCCCUCUGAACCUCAGGCGGUGGCAGCCCCUCCUGCUGUACCUCCCCGCUACCAGCAGAUGCCCCAUCAGACCCACUCCGCUUUUGCCAACGGCCCCCCCAAGCCAGCUAUGCAGGGCGGGCAACAUCCCUCCCAGGCCCAUCUGUACUAUGACUACCCGCAGCAGAUGGCCCAGAUGCCCGCCCAGGGCAGCCAGCCCUUGCAGGGCCAGCAGAUGCUGCCCCAGCCGAUGCCACCGAUGCAGCAGGCCCACUACUACCUGCAGCAGCCACCGUCGGGACAGCAGCGGAUGCCCAUGCCGGACAUGCAGCAGCAGCAACAGCCGCCGCCACCGCAGCAGCCACAGAGCAGGGCACAGCAGCUGCUGCCCCCAGCGCCCCAGCGACCCUGCUCCAUACAGUUACCUCAUUAUUAUCCAACACAGCCCAUGAUGCCCCAGUUACAACAGCAGCAGCAGCAGCAACAGCAGCAGCAGCAGCAGCAAAUGCAACUGCAGCCCCCUUCCUAUCACAGGGACGCCGGCCCUAAAUCUGUGCAUGAGCCCCACCAGUACAGCCAGGAGCAGGCCCCCCACCCGGUGCAGCUCAUCCAGCUGGGAUCUAUGCCCCAGUACUUCUAUCAGGACCCUCAGCCCCAGUACAGCCGGCACUUCUACCAGCAGAGCCUCCUGCAGCAGCAGCAGCAGCAGCAGCAGCAGCAUCGCGAGAAUGUGCAACUGAAGAAUUACCAGAGUGACCGGCAAGCCCAGGCCAUCCUGGGCCCCCAUGGUGGCUUGGGGCUCCCGGAGCCAGGGAUGGAGGACAUGAACUCGGUUGGCAACAGCCUGACCCAUCGGCCUCUCCUGCCACAAGUGGGGCUUCACCUCAACAGUAAGGGACCCCAGCACCAGCAGCUGUCUCCUGGUUCUAUGUGGUCCCAGAUGCACCUCUCUGAUGGCCGAGGCCAGCCACUGUCUCCUGAUCCAAGUGCUCAGCCCACAGGGGUAUUUGGGGAACAGCUCGAUGCUAAGAACAAAUUGACAUGUUCCAUCUGCUUCAAGGAGUUCAAGAGUCUGCCUGCCCUGAACGGCCAUAUGAGGUCGCACGGGGGCAUGCGAUCCUCCCCCAGUUUCAAGCAGGAGGAAGGAGAGAAGGCUCUGCAGCUCCAGCCACCUCCGCCACCCCAGCAGCAGCCGCCGCCGCCGCCGCUGCCACCCCAGUCGCAGCUCCCUCCUGAGGUGGAAAACCCCCUUCCUAUCGUCAUGCCCGUGUCUGUCCCUGUCAAGCUUCUCUCGCCUGAGCCCAGUCCACAGGUCAUCAGCAACAGCAUCACUGCAGCCAGAGACAAGCCGGCCAGCUCGAUGUCGGACGACGAGAUGCCCGUUCUCGUGAGGAUGACCCUCUCCCCCCCGAAUUCACCCAAAGUGGCUGCCCCCUGUGCACCCUCUGAAAUUCCCAGAAAGCAUCAGCCAGGUAUGGCCAGAACUGAAGAACACUUUAAGCCCACCCAGGACAAGAAGAAAUAUCGCCAUCGUCCAGAACCACUAUUCAUCCCCCCUCCCUCCUUUAACCUGAACACCACCUCCUCGUACACGACUGCCACCUUGUAUCAGAGCCAGCUGCGAUCCCCUCGCAUCCUCGGGGACCACCUCCUGGACCCUGCUCAUGAGCUGCCUCCCUACACGCCCCCACCUAUGCUGAGCCCUGUCCGGCAGGGUUCUGGCCUCUUCAGCAACGUCAUCAGCACCUCUUCCCACGGCGGCCCCCACCCGCAGCUGCCACUCACUCCCCUGACGCCCACACCCAGAGUGCUCCUGUGCCGUUCAAAUAGCAUUGAUGGGGGCAACUCAGCACUCACACCAGGCCUGGGGGAGCAGUCAUUGGACAUUGAACCACGCAUCAAUAUUGGUAUGAGGUUCCAAGCGGAGAUCCCCGAACUCCAGGAUGUGUCUUCCCUGAGCAAGGACACACACAAGGCCACACUGGUGUGGAAGCCCUGGCCAGAGCUGGAAAACCAAGAGUUCCAGAAGAGAGUGGAGAAUCUGCUAAAUUUGUGUUGUUCGAGUGCAUUGCCAGGAGGAGGGACAAAUUCUGAAUUUGCCUUGCACUCUCUCUUUGAGGCCAAAGGUGAUAUUAUGGCUGCUUUGGAAAUGCUCCUGCUGAAGAAACCCAUCAGAUUUAAAUGUCAUCCUUUAGCAAAUUACCACUAUGCUGGUUCGGACAAGUGGACCUCUCUAGAAAGAAAACUAUUUAACAAAGCACUAGCCACUUACAGCAAAGAUUUUAUUUUUGUACAGAAGAUGGUGAAGUCUAAGACUGUGGCUCAAUGUGUUGAGUACUACUACACAUGGAAAAAAAUUAUGCGCUUAGGCCGGAAACAUCGAACGCGUCUUGCUGAGAUAAUAGAUGAAUGUGCGGUCAAUGGCACACUUAGGAAGACACCUCUGGGUGGAGCAAAGACGAGUGAAGAAGAGGAAGAUAUAGAAGAUGAUGAUGACUUGGAAGAAGAUAGGAAGUCCACAAAAGAAGAUGACCCAGAUGUGCAGAAAUCACCAGAUCCUCCCCCAAUAUCACUUGUGGCACCUGCAGACCUGCCAGCACUUCAGAGCCUUACACCUUCCUCAGUCUCUUUUGUCUGUGAAAUGCCAAACUGUGGUGCUGUGUUCAGCUCUCGGCAGGCACUGAAUGGCCAUGCCCGCAUCCACGGUGGUACAAACCAGGUGGCCAAAGCCCGGUGCUCGGUUCCCCCUGCAAAACAGAAACAAGGUGCCCAGAGUGGGUAUUGUUCCGUGAAGAGCUCACCAGCUCACAGCACAGCGAGUGGUGAGACCGACCCGACCACUGUCUUCCCCUGUAAGGAGUGUGGAAAGGUAUUUUUCAAGAUCAAAAGCCGUAAUGCCCACAUGAAGACACAUAGACAACAGGAAGAGCAGCAGAGGCAAAAAGCCCAGAAAGCUGCAGUUGCUGCUGAAAUGGCAGCUGCCAUUGAGAGGACUACUGGGCCAGUGGGACCUGGGUUGAUUCCCCUGGACCAUCUGGGUUUAAUAAAACACGUGGAGGAUGUCGACAUUCUUGGUGACGAUGUUGUCCAGGAAUUGGGAGGUGUCAUUGAAGAGACUGAAGUUGUAGACACAGAUCUCCUCUUGGAUGAUGACACCACAUUAUUACAGGGUGACACAGAACUGUAAAGAAUCUUAUGUCCCUGAGAGACAAUUCAGGCCCUCGGCAUUCAUCCUUAAUGGUCAGAAAUCUAUGACUGCCUGCAUUAUUCUCAACCAUUUAAACUACCUGUUUUUAAAAGGAGUUCCUUUUAUUCAGGUCCAGAAAAAAAAAAGAAAAAGAAAAAUCUUUUAUUUUUUUCCCUGUUUUUUUUUAAAAAGAAAAAAUUUGGGGGGGUGGGAGGGAAAUAAAUAAUUGGCACAAAUAUCUUU